CCCGUCGGGCCGGCUCCCACGCCGCUCCGGGCACCGCGUCCGACGCAGCGCCUCUUGGGCCCCGCGUGGGCGUGUGUUUACACGCGGGCCCCGCAGCGCACGCACGCACGCGGCGUCACGUGACGUCAGACGCUGUCCCGGAAGUUGGCGCGGGCUGGGCGGCGGGUGGAAGCCGGUGCCGGAGCGCGAGUUGCAGCGCCGUCGCCUUCGCCGCCUGGGCCGGGGUCGCCGUCCCGCCCGCCCGCCCACCCGCGAUGGGCACCGGGCCCUGAGCGCCCCGCCCGCCCGCCUUCCCACAGCGACCCCGCCCGGCCGCGAUGGAGGCGCCGCCCGCGGGCCGCGUUCCCGCCGAGGGCGCCCCGCCGGUGGCCGUGGCCGAGGUGCGCUGCCCGGGCCCCGGGCCGCUGCGCCUGCUCGAGUGGAGGGUGGCGGCGGGCGCGGCCGUGCGUAUCGGCUCCGUGCUAGCCGUGUGUGAGGCCGCCGCCUCCGCGCAGCCCGCCGGUCCCGCCCCGGCCCGGGCUGGCUCCGGGGGCUGCGUGCGCGCCGAGCGCAGGCUGAGGUCGGAGCGCGCCGGCGUGGUGCGGGAGCUGUGCGCGCAGCCAGGACAGGUGGUGGCCCCCGGGGUGGUUCUGGUGCGUCUGGAAGGAUGUAGCCACCCGGUUGUCAUGAAAGGCUUGUGUGCUGAGUGUGGCCAAGACCUAACCCAGCUGCAGAGUAAGAACGGGCAGCAGCAGGUGCCUCUGUCCACGGCCACGGUGUCGAUGGUGCACAGUGUCCCAGAGCUGAUGGUGAGCUCCGAGCAAGCUGAGAAGCUGGGACGGGAAGACCAGCAGCGGCUGCAUCGAAACAGAAAGCUGGUGCUCAUGGUGGACUUGGACCAGACGCUGAUCCACACGACGGAACAACACUGCCAGCAGAUGUCCAACAAAGGCAUCUUUCACUUCCAGCUGGGCCGGGGCGAGCCGAUGCUGCACACCCGUGUGCGUCCUCACUGCAGGGAGUUCCUGGAGAAGAUUGCCAGGCUCUACGAGCUGCACGUCUUCACGUUCGGGAGCCGGCUGUAUGCCCACACCAUCGCAGGUUUUUUAGACCCAGAGAAGAAGCUUUUUUCUCAUCGAAUAUUAUCACGGGACGAAUGUAUUGACCCGUUUUCUAAAACAGGGAACCUCAGAAAUCUCUUUCCCUGUGGAGACUCAAUGGUUUGCAUUAUUGAUGACCGAGAAGACGUCUGGAAGUUUGCCCCCAAUCUGAUCACCGUGAAGAAAUACGUCUACUUCCAGGGCAUAGGGGACAUCAACGCCCCAUCUGGGUCUCGGGAGUUGCAGGCAAGAAGGAAAGUAAAUCAGUCUCCGAAAGGUGCCGACGUCCCAGAACAAGCUCCGUCCGUCAGGGAGACUGAGGAAGGACGGCAGGUUUCUGGGGUUGAGCAAAGUAAUGGCCUUGGGAAGCCCACGAGGGAGCUCAACGGGGGUGCCUCUCCACGGGGGGACUGGCCCCUGCCUGGGCAGGAGGAGGAGAGAGGCAGCCGGCCUACUGCCCGUGGCCCCUUGGCUGAUGGCAAGGGCCCCCCAGCAUGUGCUCAGCAGCAUGAUCGGACAUUGCCGGAAAAGCGGUCAGCUCAGGGCCCGGCAGGCGGUGACCUGGACUUUGACCUUUCCAGCGAUAGCGAGUCAGACGCCCAGUCAUCCUCUGAUGGUGAAAGUGGGGAGAGGAGGAGCCUGGAAAGGCCUCAGGGAGCACGAGAUGCAGGAAAAGUGGCACAGCGGGGCGGCCCCCCUGCCCCAGGAGGGGAGAGGCCCACAGGAGUGAGUCCAUGCGGAGAGUCUGCCCCAGGCUUGCAUCCGGAUGUGCAGGAGGAGGGUGAGCGGGACGGCCUCUGCGGGCUGGGCGGUGGCUCUGCGGAUAGGAAGGAGGCCGAGACCGAGUCCCAGAACAGCGAGCAGUCGGGCAUCACGGCGGGCGAGUCCCUGGACCAGAGUGUGGAGGAGGAGGAGGAGGAGGAGGAAGACGGGGAUGAGGACGACCACCUGGUCUACCUGGAGGAGAUCCUUGCCCGAGUGCACUCUGACUACUAUGCCAAGUACGAUCGGUACCUGUGCGGGGACAGCCAGGAAGCCCCCGACAUACGGAAGAUCGUCCCAGAGCUCAAGAGCAGAGUGCUUGCGGAUGUUGCCAUAAUAUUUAGUGGGCUGCACCCGACGAAUUUCCCCAUCGAGAAGACGCGGGAGCACUACCACGCCACAGCCCUUGGAGCCAAGAUCCUCACGCAGCUGGUGCUGGACCCAGACAACCCCGACAGGGCCACGCACCUGAUCGCAGCGAGGGCAGGCACAGAGAAGGUGCGCCAGGCCCAGGAGUGCGGGCAGCUGCAUGUGGUCAACCCCGACUGGCUGUGGAGCUGCCUGGAGCGCUGGGACCGGGUAGAGGAGCAGCUCUUCCCGCUCAGGGACGACUACGGCAGAGUGCAGAGGGAGGAUGGCCCAGCAGCCUUUCCUGACAGGCAGGGUGCGCUUCCGACUGCCUUGUUCCACCCGACGCCCGUCCACCCCAGGGCCCAGCCUGGGCCAGAAGUUCGCAUCUAUGACGCCAACACGGGCAAGCUCAUCCGGAAAGGUGCUAUGGGCCCCGGGCCCCCUGGCUCCCUGGCGGUCCACACGGAGCACUCCUCCUUCAGAGUGGUUCAGCCGCCGCGGCAGAUGCUUGCUCAAGAGCUGCCAGAUAACCGACCCGGAGAGCAGCCCGGCCCCAGUGGACGGAAGCGACAGCCCAGCAUGUCAGAGACAAUGCCGCUGUACACGCUCUGUAAGGAGGACUUAGAGAGUAUGGACAAAGAGGGACGCUUCCACCGAGAGAUGUGCAGCGGCCUUGAGUGACGCGUCAGGGCAUCGGCAACGCUGGAAAGCCCGGCUGCGACCCACCGGUGGGGCCGACGGGCGAAUGCUUGCCCCCGUCGUUGACGAGGGCCCGGCCUCGGGCGGGUGGGGCUGCUGGUGGCCUGCAGGGCCCAGCGGGAGACCCUUGCUGACCACCUGCCUGGGUCACGGCCAGCAAUUCAUUGUAGGAUCUUACCGUUACACCACUAAAUAGAUUUAGGCCACAUCGGUGGGGUUUUUGUUUUUUCAGAUGCUUAAUUGUGGGAAUAAGGGUAAUAGAGCCUGAGUCUAUUUUGAACUGGAGACUGGAUAUGGUAGGGCUUUUCUUUCGGAACCAAACAGCACUAAGAUAAUUUUGUAAGUCUGUUGUCUGUCUCCUGGGUCGUCUUCAGAAAUGACCGACGUUCACACGUCAGCCCAUCCUGAGUCCCGCCGGCCCCCAGGCCCUGUGGCCCUCACGCCCUGCCCUAGGCCAGCGCCCUUGAGAGAGGGUCCCACCUGCCUGUGGGGGUCUCCGUUUAUUUGUAGGUGGUUGUGCAGCUUCCGUGCAGAAAACCACAUCACGCAUCCAAGUGCACGUGGCCCCUUCUUGGCACUCCCGGCCAGCCCCUCGGCGGCCUCACUCUCUGCUCCGGCACCACGCCACGCUCUGUGUUCAUGGCGACCACUGGGAAGAUGCGUACCCAGCAAAACGUUUCUUAGUUCAUUUUCAUCCGCAGCAGGAAAAUGUUACGCUCAGCACAGAAUCUCACCAGCAACUCAGAUUAUCAUCUUCACAUGCUGGUUUACCUGAUGACGGUUACACUUUGUUUGCAGAUGUGCUGAAUUCCUCUCUUUGCCAUUUUUUUGAACAUUAGCUGGUAUAUGUGCUGUUUUUUGUUUCAUAAAAAUGUUUUCUCCAAGAAAAUUUCCUCAGUGCUACUUGUUUAUCUCUAAGGGAGUUGCUGACCCCCGAGGGUCCGCCGGCACCUGCCUCCCCCGUCCCCCUGGCCGCCCAGCGACACUCCAGUGCUGGGUGGCAACGUGAUUGUGGCACUCACUCCGUGUCAGAGGGGUGGGAAUCUUACCGCAGAAUAAAAGUGCUCACCUUCCGUCACUCUGAGAAAUAAAAAUUAGCCUUCAAGCCUUACAUCUGGCUCCUCGGCAGCAGGAGGUGUGGAGGGCAAGAGCAGUCUUGGACUUCAGACCGGCAAGCACUGGGCUGUGCUGUAAGUGGGGCAAGAACAGAGGUCCAGUCCCAUGCGCCCUGCCAGGGAGACCACAGCUGCGUUUGGGCACUGACGCUGGGCGCCCUGGCCGGUGGCGGCCGGAGCCGAGCCUCUACGCCUGCUUCUCUAACUGGAUUCCCAGUUCUUGGGAAGCACGGUGGGCCACAGACUGCACGGUUUAGAAAUCGGAAGCCGAGAAGCAGGGAAACGAAUGUGCACAGCCCAGCCCAUGUACGACGGGGUCCCUCUUGUCUGCAGUUCCAUCCGGAGCAGAAAAGGUCCCCAAGAGCCACCGCAAGCAGCUGAGACUGGAGGGACAGUCCCGGGCCCCCGGCUGCUACGUGUGGUCAGCGGGUGGCGCGGCGGCCGCGGGUGGUCUCAGAGCGGCUUCGUGCCAGGUCACAUGGGGAUGUCCUGAACCGAGUGUGCCCCUGACAGGAGGGACACCCAGGUGUCAGAAGAUGCUGUCGCCACCCGGUCCCCUUCUGAAACGCCCACGCCCAGAGAGGGUCCUAAAGCACCGUUGUCCAAGUGGCGGGAGACGCACGUCGGCCUCGCUGAGCACUGCUGGAGAGCAGACGUGCUGCCUCAGUGGACACUGGUCUUGGGCCCUUGCUCCGCGAGCUUGGAGAAGUGACACUCAGUCCUGCGUCUGCUUCGCUGAGUCUCACGUGGCGUGCCACACUCACACACGGCUCUGGGUCAGGAGGAGAGAGCAGACACUGUGAGAUGAGGAGCUGUGCGACAGUCGUGCUUCAGAGAGCACCCUAGUCUGCGAGGCAGUGACCCCGAGGUCUUUCAUUAGAGUAGAAGGGAGGGUGAGGCUUGCAGGAAAUUCUGAAAGCUUUGGAGAGAAUCCCAGGAAGCUUCCUAAAAACUGGAGUGGGUUGUGAUAGAAAGGGUCAUGUUUCCACCAGCAACAUUGUCGGACUGGUUUUAUUUUCUAACAGCCCUCGUUCUUUUGAGAUAAUUCAGGGUGGAUUGCUUUUCCAGAGUUGUCCUGGUUUCUGUAGAAAUUUGUACAGAUUGGCGACCUGACUUAGGUGGCCUGCUUUUUGCAUUUUUUUCUUGGAUUUAUCAAGAACAUCCAAAUGAAUAACAAAAUCUGUUUUGUAUGAGUUCCUUCAGUGGUCUGUCUGCCAAAAACAUUUGUUUUUAAUACAGUUAGGUUCUAGGAAUUGUGGGAUCUGCCACAGGCCCCCUGGCAUAAUUCUGUAUACGUAUCAGGCAGUUCUCUCACUCAGUUCAGUAGUUGGAGGGUCCUGGGAAAUAGGAUUGAGAAAUGUGAGAUUACUCACCUUUGUCAUGUCAGGAGGUCCCCAUACCCACCUCUGCCCUGUCCUGAUUCCCCCCAGUGCUCACCUCUGCCCUGUCCUGAUGCCCCCUGUGCUCACCUCUGCCCUGUCCUGAUGCCCCCUGUGCUCACCUCUGCCCUGUCCUGAUGCCCCCUGUGCUCACCUCUGCCCUGUCCUGAUGCCCCCUGUGCUCACCUCUGCAGUCACUCCAGGCCUCCUGUAGUUGUAUUGAAUCCGCCAGGGGGGGCUCUUCCGACGGGCUGCAGUCCGCAUCGACAGGUGCUCCACAGCCAGGGUGUCCCACAGGGUGUCCCACAGUGUGUCUGUCAGAGGCCCUUUGUCUGGGACCGGACGCCUCUCCCAGCCCCCAGCAGCCGCAGUCCCCUUCGUUUCUGUCCCUGCUUUGUCCUGCUGCCAGAGUUCUCUGUAAACGCAGCUCAGCUCAAGUCCCUGGAGGCGCGUCUCACUGGUGACGAGGUACUCUGGGUACUGCAGGGCCUGCCCCUGGCUUCUCCGUCCUUGUCAUGCACCAGGCAUCGUGCCGGCAUCUCAGACCAUCCUUGCAAACCACGGUCUGAGACAGAAUCUUCUGUGGACUGUUUCCAAAGAGUUCUAAUGCCAGCGUGGCCCCCCUUAUCCAGGGGAUCACUUGCUGCAGGCUCGGGUACCUGCAGCAGGCCAUGCUCCAGAGGCUGGGGGUCCUCCUCUGGGCGCGUGGUCAGAUGGUCAGUAGUGGCCUGACGUCCUUCGCCCCCUUCGUGUCUCCCCCAGAGGAGGAAGAGCGGGAGCAGCGAGGUGAGAGGAGGUGCGGUGCUCUGAGAGAGACCACGUUCACACACGUCUUACCAGCAACGUGUCGCUGUGACGUUGUGUUUCACCGCUAGUUACUGGUAACCUUUCCCUGUCGAUUCAGCUUUAUCCUAGACACGUAUGUAUAGGGUUCAGGCAGCCCCUGGGGUCCUGCAGCGUACCCCGUGCAUAGGGAGGGACUGCUGUAUAUGCCGUCUAGUGUGAUUAUUUCUGUUUUUAGUCCUGUUGGUGCCAGUUGACUUUGUGUCUUGUCAUUCACACAAAGCAGAGCUUUUUGCCAAGACUCCGUGACCGCGGUCACCCUUUGCUGUGGUUCAAACACAAGUGGUGACACCGUGGGCAGUUUGAGCUCAGUGGCGGGUUCUGUCAUGCACGAGAUGGCGAGCCUCAUUUUGUAGUACGGAUGCUUUGGUUUUGUUGAGUUUGUAGGCUUGCUUCUGACGAGUGAGCACCAUGUGUAAGCAUAGUGAGCUCACGCCUCGUUCCUGCUUGUGUACGGUGAUGCCUUUCUUGAGAGGAGGUGGGGCUCCGUCAUGGGCCUGCUGUUGUCUGGAGAGCUGCGGUCCCACACGAGCUGACCGAAGUGUCCACAAAAUGCACACGCACCAGUGUCCACGCGCAGGGUUUCAUCCAUUUGAUUGGCUCUCGGAGGACUCGCACGAUGCUGGGGAGCUGCCUGGGGGUGAUGUCAGCCUGGUGCCGCACACCCCCACGUUUUCCCUUUUGCUUCGAAGCUGCACUCGGUGCGGGACUCGUGCAUCAGGAGAAUCUUCACAGAGUUGCUUUUCCCACCCCGGAUGGCAGGUCUGCCCCAUCUGGCAGCAAAUACCGUUUUGCAGUUAUAUUCGGAAUAAAACAGGCACCUUUUCUUUUGGCUUCAACGUGUUGAGACGAAGCAAGCUUCUUCCAGAAGCUACACGGACCGCAGCUUGGGGGGGGGGGG
Messenger RNA from Mirounga angustirostris (Northern elephant seal), 7129 nucleotides. RefSeq names its product CTD phosphatase subunit 1 (gene CTDP1). The record is from RefSeq and is a predicted model, not a curated record. The coding region runs from base 318 to 2873 and encodes 851 amino acids. Gene Ontology annotation, molecular function: RNA polymerase II CTD heptapeptide repeat phosphatase activity. The transcript is spliced from 12 exons. NCBI's taxonomy places the organism in Eukaryota, Metazoa, Chordata, Mammalia, Carnivora, Phocidae. Gene Ontology annotation, cellular component: nucleus.